Messenger RNA from Hippocampus comes (tiger tail seahorse), 2180 nucleotides. It is a transcript of the gene cacfd1, whose product is annotated as calcium channel flower domain containing 1. The coding region runs from base 341 to 829 and encodes 162 amino acids. Gene Ontology annotation, cellular component: membrane. The record is from RefSeq and is a predicted model, not a curated record. The transcript has 5 exons. Gene Ontology annotation, biological process: vesicle-mediated transport. Lineage: Eukaryota; Metazoa; Chordata; Actinopteri; Syngnathiformes; Syngnathidae.
GACUUGAAAUGCCUUCCCACGAUGCAUUGCGGUUGCAGCAAACCGGAAAAGGAAACCAAAACUUCCGCUGACUACUUUCUUGUCGUUGUAUCUCAUUUUACAUUAGCAACAUUGUAAUUAUUGUUGUCACAAUUAAAUCGUAACACAAUUUAGAUUUUUCCAAGAGGAAGUCAAGAGUGACGUCCAUGUUUUGGUCGGCGCUUGUUAGCAUUAGCCGCUAGCAACCACAGGCUCCAUUUCGGCUCCACGGUACGGCUGGCGACGGCGCCCGGAGCCGUUGUGACGCCACCGACAAGUCUUUAAUAGAAAUCGAGAUUUGCUGUAGCUUUCGAUCGAAAGGAUGAACUCGGAGGAGACCAGCAAAACCUCCCCUCCGGAGGACGAUGGCAUGACGUGGUGGUACCGGUGGCUUUGCAAAAUAGCCGGUGUGCUGGGAGGAAUAUCCUGUGCCAUCGCAGGAGUAUGGAACUGUGUCACUGUAAACCCUUUAAACAUCGCCGCCGGAGUGUGGAUGGUGUUGAACGCCUUCGUUUUAUUCCUGUGCGAGGUGCCCUUCUGCUGCCAGUUCAUUGAGUUCGCCAAUGCCGUGGCGGCCCGCGCCGACCGCUUCCGACCCUGGCAGAAAUCCUUCUUCUACUGCGGGAUGGCGCUGUUCCCCAUCUUCCUGAGUUUCUCCUUCACCACGCUGUUCGGGAAUGCGAUCGCCUUCGCCACCGGGGUCUUGUAUGGCCUGGCAUCUCUAGGGAAAAAGGGGGACGCGGUGACGUACGCCCGUCUGCAGCAUCACAAGCAAGGCGACGAGGAGAGGAUGACCGGCACCACGGAGUGAGAGCCGUCGUCUUGGUACCCCUGGCGACGCUCCCAAGAGCUCCCGCUUGUAUUUAUUUAUUUAUUUAUUCUUGUAACCGACUUGCAACCUCUGUUUGAAUUGUGUGAACAUGUGGAAAAUUUUUGUAAUUGUUCCUUUUAAUGGUUUGCGUUCUCUUGGCUGCUUGCUUGUUGGGUGUGAAGCCUUGAACUCAGAAGUAGGGCGUCCAUUUUGUGAUUGCUCCCUUUCAGGACCUUAACCGUCGUCGUAUCGAUUGUAUUAUGUACUUACACGACAAGAUUUAUUUUGGGUUUACCUUACCGAUUAAGUCUGAGCCUCUGCCUUUCCUGAUCCACAACUUGGAAUGUAUUUAGUUUCUUCUUAACUUCAAAGAUUCAAACUGUGUUUUAUUUUUGCUUUGUUGAUGUUCUCUAGCACAACGUUUGCUCGCUUGCAGUUUUAGCGGAAUGAAAAAUGAGUUGUGAUUGACCCCGUUUUCCUCUUACAGUGCCCAAGGGACGUUUAUUGAGUCAACUGUUGAGAGUACUGUGCAUCUAUUUCAGGGUAAAAUGUUAAUUAUUCUCUUUGGGUGAGUGUAGAAAAGUUAAACCAUUUAGAAUAUUCUAGCCAUUAUCCGAUUGAUUAAUCAGAAAUUUAUUGUAAACAAUAAUGUGCAUGUAAGCGUUUUUUUUUUUUCACUUGGGGCCAUCCUCAUAUCCUAAUGAAGUAUCUGUGACUUUUGAGUGUGUAGGCUAUAAAAAGGCGAGACCCGGCUUGGUGAGUGACAUGAGCAUCAACGAAAAAGAGUGUAGAGUUUGCUCGCCGCUCUUUGGAGUUAACAAGAAGUUAAUUCGCCAAACUGUCAGCUGGUCAGCAAAUUGACUGUGUGAGUCGUGGCCAUCGGAAGCGCAUGGUAACCCAUUAAACAUUUAUUUGGGUGGGGGUAGGCGUUUAUUUGAAGUGCGGCUUUUAAUAAUUCAAAUGGACAAUGCACUCUUAAAAAGGGAUGACACUAUUUGAGGAAAUACUAUUUUACAAGCUGUUACUGAACUCUUUGUCCAGCAAAAUCCAUUCCCGAUUCAAUUAAAAAGGGACUAAUUGAUUGUGUGUGUUUGCGAUGUAUUAUUUGUAUCUUUGUUGUUGUCCCAAAUGUUUACAACGUAGCAGCAAUUUUGUCAGCUAACGUCUCCUUCGGCUCUCAGGUACGUGGGCACCAGGAAACGCGAGCACACACACUCAUUGUUAAGCCAUGUUAACUGCAGUUGGAACAAGAUAACAUGAAACCUUUUUUGUUGUUUUAAAAUCUGGGCCGUAUGGACAUUGUGUGCUCAUGAAUCUUCUUACUGAUCAAUUAAACAAUUGUUCGACUGCA